GCCGGGUCCGGUCGGCCGCCCGAGCUGCACGCGUCGGUGCGCCCCGCCGUAGCCGCAGCGCCUUGCGAGCACGCACCGAGCCGCCGCCGCCGCCACCGCCGACGCCUCAGCGACGCCGGGGGCGCUGGUCGCAGCGCGACGAGACGGGGGCAUGGGCGAGCGCCGCCCCCAGUAGCGAGAGCCGAGCCGGCAUGGCGGCCGCGCUGCCGCCGAUGCUGCUGCUGCUGCUGCUGCUGCACCAUCCGGCCGCGGCGAACCCGGACGCCAAGCGUCUGUACGACGACCUGCUGUCCAACUACAACCGGCUCAUCCGGCCCGUCAGCAACAACACGGACACGGUGCUCGUCAAGCUGGGCCUGCGCCUGUCGCAGCUCAUCGACCUGGUAGGUACCCGGCGCCCGCCAGCCUGCCCGCCGCGGCGUCGCAUCUGCCCGCCACACGAGCUGCUGCGUCAGCCCAGUCUCCAGCGGGGGCGGGGUGAGGCCGCAGGGCCGCCGCCAGCCCUUCAGCGCGGCCCUUUGUCGGCCCUGCAUGCCAAAUUAGCCGCCCAAACCCGCGGGCGGGAACACCUGUUAAACUCCGCUAUUGUCGGUCAACUCCCCCGUGCAAAUCCGUACACACACAGCGGCGGCGCCUAAGAUGAAGAACCUGAAGGAUCAGAUCCUUACCACCAACGUCUGGUUGGAGCACGAAUGGCAGGACCACAAGUUCCGAUGGGACCCGGCGGAGUACGGAGGCGUGACGGAGCUGUACGUCCCUUCGGAGCACAUCUGGCUGCCCGACAUCGUCCUGUACAACAACGCUGACGGCGAGUACGUGGUCACGACCAUGACUAAAGCGGUGCUGCACCACACGGGCAAGGUCGUCUGGACGCCGCCCGCCAUCUUCAAGUCGUCCUGCGAGAUCGACGUCCGCUACUUCCCGUUCGACCAGCAGACGUGCUUCAUGAAGUUCGGCUCCUGGACCUACGACGGAGACCAGAUCGACCUGAAGCACAUAAACCAGAAGUACGACGACAACAAGGUGAAGGUGGGCAUCGACCUGCGCGAGUACUACCCCAGCGUCGAAUGGGACAUCCUGGGCGUGCCUGCAGAGCGCCACGAAAAGUACUAUCCCUGCUGCGCAGAACCCUACCCAGACAUCUUCUUCAACAUCACGCUGCGCCGCAAGACGCUGUUCUACACGGUCAACCUGAUCGUGCCGUGCGUCGGCAUCUCGUACCUCUCGGUGCUGGUGUUCUACCUGCCGGCCGACUCGGGCGAGAAGAUCGCGCUCUGCAUCUCGAUCCUGCUGUCGCAGACCAUGUUCUUCCUGCUCAUCUCCGAGAUCAUCCCGUCCACGUCGCUGGCGCUGCCGCUGCUCGGCAAGUACCUGCUCUUCACCAUGGUGCUCGUCGGGCUGUCCGUCGUCAUCACCAUCAUGGUGCUGAACGUGCACUACCGCAAGCCCAGCACGCACAAGAUGGCGCCCUGGGUCAGAAAGGUGUUCAUCCGGCGGCUGCCGAAGCUGCUGCUGAUGCGCGUGCCCGAGCAGCUGCUGGCCGACCUGGCGAGCAAGCGGCUGCUGCGGCACGCGCACAACUCCAAGCUGAGCGCGGCGGCGGCGGCGGCGGUGGCGGCGGCGGCCGCCUCCUCGUCGGCCGCCUCGUCGCCCGACUCGCUGCGCCACCACCUGCACCAGCACCAGCACCAGCACCACCUGCAACUGCACCACCUGCAGCGGCCCGGCGGCUGCAACGGCCUGCACAGCGCCACCAACCGCUUCGGCGGCAGCGCCGGCGCCUUCGGCGGCCUGCCCUCCGUCGUCGGGCUCGACGGCUCCCUCAGCGACGUCGCCACGCGCAAGAAGUACCCCUUCGAGCUGGAGAAGGCCAUCCACAACGUGCUCUUCAUCCAGAACCACAUGCAGCGCCAGGACGAGUUCGACGCCGAGGACCAGGAUUGGGGCUUCGUGGCGAUGGUGCUGGACCGGCUGUUCCUGUGGAUCUUCACCAUCGCCUCCAUCGUGGGCACCUUCGCCAUCCUGUGCGAGGCUCCAGCUCUGUACGACGACACGAAGCCCAUCGACAUGGAGCUGUCGUCGGUGGCCCAGCAGCAGUUCCUGCCGGACAUCGAUUUCUAGUCGACCACCGUCGACUCCCGACCCUCUUAAGGCGCGGGCUCCACGAGACGUGUGUUUGCGACGAGCUGACACCCCCGAGAUCUGGGAUCACGACGAGGGCGAACGGCACCAAGAUCGAAAAAUAAAAGCAGUCUGCUUUUGUGCUGAAUCUGUCUACACCAGCGAAUCGUAGUAAUGCUAGUGGACUCCGCUGCCAGUUUACGCUGUCGUGUUGACCCAUAUUUCAGUCAGCGUGGAGCUGACUAUCUGACAGUCUGAAACUUAAUCCAGUUACCUCCACCUGAAGCCAAAGAUAUUUCAUUAUUGCGAGAUGGUGUGUCCCAUGCCACUCCGUAAUUCACAAUAUACGAAGAAUCACACCACUGCUGUGUUGCAAGUAACUUCAAAAAUUGAUUACUGGUUGAAUAUGAAAACCAUGCGGGUAAAAGGUCCUUAGUCUUUUGACAUCAGUGAAGUUUCCUUCCACUGGGAAUAUGUUAGAUCUCUGCUGUAUCUUAUAACAGCUCAACAGAAUAUUUUACAAUAGAUACAGUGAUGGACACCGUAAAUAGGUACCAGUUUUUAAACUGUAACCCCCUAUUCAGAACUUGUUUCUGAAUUUCCAUAUCAGAAUUACAUUGAGACAAGAGUUUUGUAUUUCAGGUAUGGAGUGAAUGAGCUUUAUACUUGGGGCUUCUGACUUAAUGGACCCGUAUGUGACACAGGUAUUCGAAUGGUACAUAAAUAAUUUAAGCAUUUUUCAUACAUCAUCGUCAUCGUUCAUGAAACAGCUGUUU
Molecule: messenger RNA, 2897 nt
Organism: Schistocerca gregaria
Lineage: Eukaryota; Metazoa; Arthropoda; Insecta; Orthoptera; Acrididae
Gene: nAChRalpha2
Product: acetylcholine receptor subunit alpha-L1
Exons: 8
Coding region: 640-2121 (493 amino acids)
Biological process (GO): monoatomic ion transmembrane transport; regulation of membrane potential; chemical synaptic transmission
Cellular component (GO): postsynaptic membrane; synapse; neuron projection
Molecular function (GO): acetylcholine-gated monoatomic cation-selective channel activity; transmembrane signaling receptor activity
Source: RefSeq, a predicted model, not a curated record